Messenger RNA from Linum tenue, 1224 nucleotides. The record is from the annotation of a GenBank genome assembly. NCBI's taxonomy places the organism in Eukaryota, Viridiplantae, Streptophyta, Magnoliopsida, Malpighiales, Linaceae.
AUGAAAGGUUCACUUUAUACCACAAUUGAACUCUUUUUUUUUUUUUUUCAUUUUGUUCAAGAUCUACAUGUUACAGUUUCCACGUCUUCAUAUUACUUUGGCUGGCACUUGACCAUUUUAAGGUACGAUGUCACGCUUGGGACAAAUACUUCUGGAGCUUUGCACGUGCUCAACUUCUCCAAGAAAUGUGCCAAAAUCAAGUUGCUUGUCCAUGUCUCAACUGCAUAUGUUUGUGGGGAAGCGCCGGGGAUUCUAAUGGAGAAGCCGCUGAACUUGGGAAAAGCCGCAAGAGGAAGAAGUAAUGUUGUUGAGGUAUGGAAUGGUGAAAAUGAGCUUGUCGCAAAUCGGCUGCAUCAACUCCAUUCCCAAAAUCUCACCGACAAGGAGAUUACCUCUGCCAUGCAAAAUCUCGGCCUCGAAAGGGCACAUUACUAUGGGUGGCCUAACACCUACACAUUUACAAAAGCAAUGGCGGAGAUGGUUAUGGUGGAGUCCAAAGGAGACCUCCCUCUUGUCAUCAUCAGGCCAACAAUGGUGACGAGUACCCUGAAAGACCCAUUCCCUGGUUGGCUGGAAGGUGUUAGAACGGUGGAUGGAGUACUUGUGAGCUAUGCCAAAGGAAGGCUGAAAUGCCUCGCCCAUAAACCAGAAGUCGUUCUUAAUUUGAUACCAGCUGACAUAGUGGUGAAUGCAAUCAUUGGGGCCAUGGGGAUGGAAUUUGCAGAGCAGCAUUUGGAUCUCAUUUACCAUUUAAGUUCUUCAAUGAAGAACCCUAUAAAGGUAUCAGAUAUUCACGAUUUCAUGUUUACAUUCUUUACUAAACAUCCGUGGAGAGAUCGCCAUGGCAAGGAAGUGCAGGUUGCUAAGCUCACCAAUUUUAGCUCCAUGGCUUGUUUCCAUGUUUACAUGGCCAUUCGUUUUCAACUCCCAUUGAAGAUACUGGGCUUACUGAAUGCAAUUCUCGGCCGCAAAUGGGAAGCAAAUUAUGUUGCUCUCCAUCGAAAAUUCAAAUCAGGAAUGCAAGUGAUCGAUCUUUACAAACCCUAUUUAUUUUUCGAGGGAAUUUUCGAUGACACGAACUUGGAGGACUUGCGAAAAAGGGUCAGUGAAUUAGGGUUUUGUGAGAAUGGGGAUCAACUCAACAUGAAUACGAGGAGCAUCAAUUGGGAAGACUACAUCAUGGAUGUUCACAUUCCUGGCCUUGUUCAAUUCGCCAUGAAAUGA